Molecule: messenger RNA, 1822 nt
Organism: Rhinichthys klamathensis goyatoka
Lineage: Eukaryota; Metazoa; Chordata; Actinopteri; Cypriniformes; Leuciscidae
Product: neuropeptide FF receptor 2
Exons: 4
Coding region: 1-1374 (457 amino acids)
Biological process (GO): G protein-coupled receptor signaling pathway
Cellular component (GO): membrane
Molecular function (GO): peptide binding; neuropeptide receptor activity
Source: RefSeq, a predicted model, not a curated record
AUGGCGAUCACACUAUUGGACCCCAACUCCACUACAUCAUCUCUAUUUUUCUCUCCUGUGGAGGACAGCCACAAUGUCUCAGUGAACCGUACCUCCUCUCGUCAAUAUCAUUAUCCAAACAUCACCUACGUGGACUUCUAUCUGCACGAGCCCUUGGUGUCUGCUAUCUUCAUUGUAUCCUACCUCCUCAUCUUUAUUGUGUGCAUGGUGGGAAAUGGAGUGGUGUGCUUUAUUGUGCUAAGGAGCAAGAAUAUGCGCACGGUCACCAAUAUCUUUAUUCUCAACCUGGCCAUCAGUGACCUGUUGGUUGGCAUCUUCUGCAUGCCCACAACAUUGGUGGACAACAUCAUCACAGGCUGGCCUUUUGGCAGUUUGGUGUGUAAGCUGAGUGGGAUGGUGCAGGGAAUAUCGGUAUCCGCCUCUGUCUUCACUUUAGUGGCCAUCGCUGUGGACAGAUUCCGCUGCAUUGUCUAUCCCUUCAAACAGAAGCUCACUAUCUCCACCUCCACCCUCAUCAUUGUCAUCAUCUGGGUUCUGGCUAUCUCCAUCAUGUGUCCGUCUGGUGUUAUGCUACAGGUCACCAAAGAGCACAGGGUCUCCAUCUUGCUAAGUGAUGGCAACACCACGCAACCCUUCUACUGGUGCCGUGAAAACUGGCCAAACCAGGAGAUGCGCAAGAUUUACACCACAGUUCUCUUCGCUAACAUUUAUUUGGCACCUUUGACCCUGAUUGUCAUUAUGUACGCUCGGAUUGGAAUCACACUCUUCAAAACAUCAAUCCCUGCCGCUGUGAGCCAAGUUGGGACCUCAGGCUCCGGUUCUGGCUCUGGAAAACAUAGCAGAUAUGAAAGUCGUCAACUGGUGUCCCGGAAAAAGAAGCGGGUCAUUAAAAUGUUGCUAGUGGUGGCCCUGCUCUUCAUCCUGUCAUGGUUACCAUUGUGGGCUCUCAUGAUGCUGAGCGACUACGCAAGCUUGAGUGAGCAUCAGCAUCGCGUCAUAAAUAUCUAUUUUUAUCCUCUGGCUCACUGGCUGGCGUUCUGUAACAGCAGCGUCAAUCCCAUAGUCUAUGGGUUUUUCAAUGAGAACUUCCGUAAAGGUUUCAAGGCGGCCUUUAAGCUUCAGCUCUGCUCAGCCCUUUUGGGGGAGAGAAGAAGCUACUCCCACCGACUGCAGGGGAAUGCUGUAUUGCCUGCCAGCUUGCCCAUGAUCAAGGUGUCUGCACUGGAGGCUGGGGGUCCCAGACCAGGGCAAGGGCUCAUCCAAGGGUUGGUGUCUUUGGGCAAUGGUGAAAGAAGCCAGUCUUCAGGCCAGGAGAACAUAAAAGAACAGGAUUUGAUCAUGGAAGAUCUGGAGAAGGUAAUGUAUGAUUUAUAGGUGCUUAAUGAUCUUCAUGGAACCUGUUCAAAGGUACUGUGCACCCAGAUGAUUUUUCCCCUCUCUUUGACUGUUUUACUGCUGGGGGACACCAUGAGUUCGUCUUUUAUCUUAUUUCAUCUCUUUCAUCUUCUAGGCAAGGAUGUGCUCUGCCUUUUCUCAUAUAACAUUUUAAGACAAUAAUCAUUCCAGAAAGGCAGUCUAAACUGGAGGGUUUCAUUUUCAGCAAUUGUGUGUGACAAACACAAACAAGGUCAUUUUGUGGACCUAGCUUUGACUUAAUAAGAUGAGAAAUGAAAUGACAUCUUACUGGAUGCCAAAUUAUGCCCAAUGUCUUUCAUGGAUGUUCGCGCUUACACCCAGUUUAACCUGAGGAAUACACCCUGAGGUUCAUUUAAAAUUACACCAAAUGUCAAGACCACAACUAAUACAGAUACUCCCAUGGGAA